Amyelois transitella is the source of this 5378-nucleotide messenger RNA. RefSeq names its product GTPase-activating protein (gene RasGAP1). The coding region runs from base 455 to 4375 and encodes 1306 amino acids. NCBI's taxonomy places the organism in Eukaryota, Metazoa, Arthropoda, Insecta, Lepidoptera, Pyralidae. Gene Ontology annotation, biological process: intracellular signal transduction; regulation of GTPase activity. The record is from RefSeq and is a predicted model, not a curated record. The transcript has 17 exons.
GCCGCGCAGGCGCAACGUCGUGUCGUGACGUAAUGGUCCAUUCAUCUUUUUGUUCACUCAAUGAAAAGUAUUUUCAAAAUAAUGAUUGUGAUUCAUCAAUCGUCUGUUCAAUUUGUGUACAAACGUGGGUUAUAAUACGUUUAUCAUUAAUUAUUGGCGUAUUCAACUAUAUGUAUUGUUAUAUCAAAAGUGCAUUCAUUCAUUGAUAAUAAAGUGCAUGUAUUGAGCACAUGCGCGUAGCUGAGUGGUUCAUUGUGGAGAGUGCACACGGUGCAAUGCUUAUAUUUUUAAUUGGAAUAAAGUGGAUUGAAGUGAAAUUUGUGUUAGAUUUUGUAAUUGAUAUACAGAACCUAAUGGUUGAAAACAGGCUCAAGUAGAACAUUACGACACUCCGGAAGUGGCGGGACAAGCAACAGCAAGCCGGCCGAGCUCGUUCCGAAAGAGAUAACAACGGAUGAAAGAGAUAAACAGUGAUGGAUUUAACAUGGCCGACGAUACGCGUAAAGUGCGAGUUGAAGAAAGAUUGAAAAUAAAGAUUGGAGAAGCUAAGAAUCUACCGGGUCGCAGCCAUGGCGCAGCAUGCCACCGAGAUAUUUACUGCGUGCUGUCACUUGACCAAGAGGAGAUAUUCCGCACUUCUACCAUGGAGAGGACACUCAACCCCUUCUUCGGAGAGGAAUUUCAGUUCGAAGUACCCAGAAGAUUUAGAUAUUUAUCGAUAUACGUGUUCGAUCGGGACAAACAUCUCAAACAAGACAAAGUGCUCGGCAAGGUCGCUAUCAAAAGAGAGGAUCUCCAUCGGUACAACAAUAAAGAUCACUGGUUCGCGUUGCGGCCGGUCGACGCAGACUCAGAGGUGCAGGGCAAGGCACACAUCGAACUUUCACUCGAGGACUCGAGAAAGCGGUUCAGAGUGGAGCCUAAACCGCCGGAUCCCGACCCGGCCGCCGACAACUGCUCGGCAAAGACAAAAGGCAACAAUUUCGUCAGAAUAUCCGAAUAUUGUAAAGAGAGCAUGAGGUUCGGCUCGUGUUCAAGCUCUACCAGUAAGAAAUUAUUGAGUGCGGCUGCGACGGAGCCCACGCUGACUCUGUCGCGGUCGGAGAGUCUGAAGGACCGAGCCCAGUGGGGUAAACCCCGGACGAAACCGCCGAUGCACGCGAUGUCGGACACGGACGCGUCGCCCAUACCCACCGCCGCCGACUACUGGUCGGACCCCGAGAGACACUGCGCGGCGCGCGCCGGCCCCGACACGCUGCGGCUGCGGGUGCUGGAGUGCUCGGAGCUCACCACCAAGAACGGACAGUGCGAUCCGUUUGCUCUCGUCACGUUGUUGUACUCGAACGGGCGAAGAGUGGAAAGGCGCACGAAACCAAGAAAAAAGACUGUAAACCCCCAAUUUGACGAAUUUUUCUGUUUUGAUCUCGUUAUGGAUUCUGAUCCAAAGGACAAGGACAGCUCACAAUCGCCGGGCGUAGCGUGUGAAGCCAGGGUGUCGGUGUGGCACGACGCGGCCACGCCGGUGUUCCUCGGCGAAGUACGGUUACCGCUGCGGCAGCCCGCGCCGUCACCUUUACGUGCUUGGUUCUUCCUGAGCUCGCGCGCGGGCGGCGCGCUGUCGCGGGGCGCCACGCCGCCCGGCACGCGGCUGUCGGCGGCCGGCGCCGCCACGCUGGGCUCGCUGCGCCUGCUGCUGCAGUACACCGUCGACCACGUGUUCCCGCUCGACCACUACACCAAGCUCGAGGAGCUGUUCCUGCGCAGCGUGCACCAGAAGCCUAUCACUGCGUCCGCGGUGUACAUCCUUGGAGAGAUCGUGUCCAGCAAGACUGACGCGGCCCAGCCUUUAGUGCGGUUGUUCACGCACCACGACCUCAUCGUGCCCAUGGUCAGGGAACUGGCCGAUUCCGAGAUAUCGGUGUUGACUGAUGCAACGACGAUCUUCCGUGGCAACACGCUAGUGUCCAAAAUGAUGGACGAGGCGAUGAGACUGACUGGUGCUUCGUAUCUGCGUUCCGUUCUACGGCCUACCUUAGCAGCUGUGCUGGCUGAGAAAAAACCCUGUGAAAUAGACCCCGCGAGGGUUAAACCCUCGGCGACAGUGACUGCCAACCUCGCUAACCUUAAAGAAUACGUCGAAAGGGUGUUCGCGGCGAUAACGUCGUCGUACGCGAUGUGCCCGCCGGCCAUGUGCCGCCUGUUCGACGCGCUGCGGCAGUGCGCCGCGCGCCACUUCCCGCGCAACGCGGAGGUGCGCUACUCGGUGGUGUCCGGCUUCAUCUUCCUAAGGUUCUUCGCGCCCGCCAUCCUGGGGCCGAGGCUGUUCGAUUUGACCACCGAGCAGAUAGACCCGCAGACGAACCGCACAUUGACGCUGAUCUCGAAGACAAUCCAGUCUCUGGGCAACUUGGUGAGCAGCCGGUCUGCGCAGCAAGUCUGCAAGGAGGAGUACAUGGCGGAACUGUACCGCAGCUUCUGUACGCCCAAACAUGUGCAAGCAAUAAAGCAGUUUUUAGAAAUAAUCUCCUCGAGUUCGGAUACUCAGAAUAAUAAUGUACAAGAAACACCAGUGCUGCUCAAAGAAGGGACGAUGAUAAAGCGAUCGGAGGGCGGGCGCGCGGGCGCGGGCUCCCCGCGGCGGCGCUGGGCUCGCGCCGCGCACACGCACGCCAAGCGGAGACAUUUCAGGCUUACCAGCGGCGAGCUGUCGUGGUCGCGCUGCGGCGCGCGCGCGCCCGCGCACCGCCUGCCGCUGGGCGGCGUGCUGGCCGUGGCGGCCGUGGACUGCCCGCCGCAGGGCGCGCCGCUCGGCACCAACAACAUCUUCCAGAUCGUACAUCGCGAACGAGUCCUGUACGUACAAGCGAGCAACUGCGUUGAGCGAGCGGAGUGGGUGCGGCUGCUCACUGCUCUGUGCCGACACUCGCCUGCUGUGAAAGCACAUCGCGGUUACUACAAGGACACCUACUGGACCUGUUGUGGGCGAUCGGAACCAGAGGCGGAAGGCUGCGGCGGCACGUCGGAAUGCGCCACGGAGGCCGGCGACAGGGAAGUGUUGCGCGGGCCAGCCGCUCUAGCGCUGCGGCUGGACCCCGCGCGGGACUUGCAGCGGCUGCACGCGCUGCUGGUCGCGCACGCCACGCAGAUCGACGAGCGCACGCGGCGCCCGCCAGAUAACACGAGUCCGGAAGAUCGAGAAGCUGAGGCGGCGACGUUACGAGACCUGCAAGAGGAGAUGUUCCAUUUAGAGCACCGGCACCGGACAUACCGGCGGUCGUUAGCUCGGGAAACAAAAUAUGGCAGCAAGCAAGCCCCAAUAGGCGACGACAACUACCUGCACCUGGCGGGCGCGGCGGGGGCGGCGGGCGCGGCGGACGAGGCGUGGCGCGCGUGGCGCGGCGAGCGGCCCGCGCGCCGCGCCUCCAGCAGCGACUCGCUCAGGCUCGCGCGCCACGCCGACGAGCGCUCCUCCGGCAAGUCCAGCAAGUCGGCGGCCAGCGGGUACCUUUCCAUGUCGUGUCUCAAGCACGAGCCCGAUGAAGAUAGUGAUGCUUCGCAGGAGAAGCCGGCGCUGCCGCCCCGGCCGCGCGGCGCGGCGGGCGAGUACGUGCACGUGGAGCCGCGCGCGCUGCGCUGCGCCGAGUACGAGCUCAUGGCCGACUUCAGCAGCGCGCGCGAGCGGCCGCCCGCCGUGCCGCCGCGCGCGCGCCGCGCCUCCCCGCCGCGCAGCCCCGGCGCCGCCUCCACCGACGACAGCCUGCUGGACGAGCUGCGGCGCGACUACUGCGUGCUCAAGGUCUGCGAGGACGAGCCCGACGACCCCGACCCCGACCCCGACGAUGAAGACUGCGGCAAGUUCUCCAGAGUCAGCGUCCAGAGGAAGUCCAACCCUAUCAAGAGCCAGACGACCGCGACGAAGCCGCUCAAGACCUCCAACUCAACGUCGAACGUGCAGGAGGCCGCCGCGUCGACGUCGCGCCCGCUCACCGAGAGGCUGACUCCCUUCUUCCUGAAAAAGAAACCGAAGGCGACGGAGGCGGAAGGCGGCAAGAGCGGGCGCAAGGAGGACAACCUGAUCGGGCGCCUGACGCCGCGCUUCGGGCAGUCGCGGCUGUACGGGCGCGGGCAGUCGCUGGAGCUGGCGCCGGCGAGCGACGCGCGCCGCCGCAUCGAGCGCUCGGCCACCACCGUGAACAUCUCGCGGCCGCUGAACUCGUCGGUGGUGGCCAACCUCAAGUUCCUGAGCCUGCACCGCUACGGCGCGCAGGAGGACGUGCAGUGCCGCGCGUUCGUGCGCACGGACGACGAGCCGCCGCCCGAGCGCGGGGCGGGCUGGCGGCGCGAGCUGCUCGCCGCCAACGACAUCCGCCUGUAGCCGCGCCCCUGUGGGAACGCGGCUCAACAUUUCUCGAUUUGUUUCGAACUCUCUCGUCGACCUGAAGCGUGCCUGCUCUAGUUCGUAGUGGCUUAGAAUGAAUACCGGUACGUUUAGUUAUACGAUAGCUUAAAUACUCAAAUGGUGCCAAGCGUUGUGCGACCUCGUCGUCGAUCGACGACUUCUCAUUCCUCUAGCACAAUAAAUUGUAAAAUUCUAAAUGAUACUGAUGAUUUUUUUCUACGUUUGAUGUCUCACGUUGAAACUAGCAAUAUAUGAGGUAGUAUAUUUUUGUAUAACUGAACUAAUUUAAUAUUGAAAUUUAGUGUAUUUAAUUAAAAUAUAUUGUUAGUUUUCAUGAAAUAAUUACUAAUAUUUCAUGUGUCUUCUGACAACGACUAGUGAAUAUCUUCCGUGCUUCUAUUGUAAUUAUUGAUAAUAUUAUUUCUAUAGAUAUAGCAUUAUUGUCUGAAUAUAAACAUUACUUUUCUACACCACUUUUAGCACACCCAAAAAACUCAGAUUCCGCACAACAGUAUGUACUUAAGUUUGAUAUUAUCGGAAAAAUAAUUAAUUUUAUCAAAGACUUGUAAUAUUAGUGAAUAAUAUUGUAUAAUUAUGAUUGUGACAUGAUGAUUGCCACGGCCUUAAGACGCAGCUGCCUGCUCGCGGCGGUACGUCCACUUGUAAACACCAUUACUUAAACUGUGAUUCACUUUACAAACUCGGCUUAUCGAUUUAAAGUAGUUAUUAUCUGUAUAUAAAAAAUAUUCAGUCAAUUGCAAAUUAUAUCGAAUACUAAAACUCGUACAAGAGGUACAUAUGAUGAUUUCUUAGUUUUAAAUAAUUAAUUAAUAAUUUUGCAAUAGUUUCUGAUAAUUUUUAAACUGUAUUUGUAUUUUAUGUGCGUUGUUGUCCUCUGAUCAUGAGGAAAAUUUUAAUUUUAAGAUGAUUAAAUAAUGUACAAAUAAUAUUUCUCAAAAUAUACAUAUUAUGUUAUUUA